Molecule: messenger RNA, 6692 nt
Organism: Betta splendens (Siamese fighting fish)
Lineage: Eukaryota; Metazoa; Chordata; Actinopteri; Anabantiformes; Osphronemidae
Gene: ago4
Product: argonaute RISC component 4
Exons: 19
Coding region: 161-2800 (879 amino acids)
Molecular function (GO): RNA binding; protein binding
Source: RefSeq, a predicted model, not a curated record
GCGGCCGUAGCUCGGGUCAGUCAGGCAGGCGUCAUCCACGCAUUUAUCUAUAUUCCCUUUUCUUAAAUUAGCCACUUUAAGCUUCGCGAUACCGCCCCCAAUUUCAGUGUCGGUACGGAGCCGCCAGGCCGGGACAGAGACGGAGAGAGAGGCCUCGGCCAUGGAAGCGCUCGGACCCGGCCCGCCUGCCCCUACGUCUCUGUUUCAGCCGCCACGGCGUCCCGGCCUUGGCACGGUGGGGAAACCCAUCCGGCUCCUUGCCAACCAUUUCCAGGUUCAGAUUCCCAAGAUUGAUGUCUAUCACUAUGAUAUCGACAUCAAGCCUGAGAAGCGGCCUCGGAGGGUCAACAGGGAGGUGGUGGAUACCAUGGUUCGGCACUUCAAGAUGCAGAUCUUUGGAGACCGACAACCUGGUUAUGACGGGAAGAGGAACAUGUACACAGCACAUCCACUGCCAAUUGGAAGAGACAGGGUGGACCUGGAGGUGACUCUGCCUGGUGAGGGGAAGGAUCAGACGUUCAAGGUGUCUUUGCAGUGGGUGUCUGUGGUCAGUCUUCAGAUGCUGCUGGAAGCCCUGUCAGGUCACCUCAACGAGGUCCCAGAGGACUCCGUUCAGGCCCUGGACGUCAUCACGAGACACCUGCCUUCCAUGAGGUACACUCCAGUGGGGCGCUCGUUUUUCUCCCCUCCGGAGGGCUACUACCAUCCCCUGGGUGGAGGCAGGGAGGUGUGGUUCGGUUUCCAUCAGUCCGUCCGUCCUGCCAUGUGGAACAUGAUGCUCAACAUCGAUGUGUCAGCCACCGCUUUCUACCGUGCUCAGCCUGUGAUAGAGUUCAUGUGUGAGGUUCUCGACAUCCAGAACAUCAAUGAACAGACCAAACCACUGACUGACUCGCAGCGUGUCAAAUUCACCAAGGAAAUAAGAGGCCUGAAAGUUGAGGUCACACAUUGUGGUCAGAUGAAGAGGAAGUACCGCGUGUGCAAUGUUACACGUCGACCUGCCAGCCACCAAACGUUCCCCCUACAGCUCGAGAACGGCCAAGCCAUGGAGUGCACAGUCGCUCAGUAUUUCAAGCAGAAGUACAACCUGCAGCUCAAAUAUCCACAUUUACCUUGUCUGCAAGUGGGACAGGAGCAGAAGCACACCUACCUUCCCCUGGAGGUCUGUAACAUAGUGGCAGGCCAGCGCUGUAUCAAGAAACUGACCGACAACCAGACAUCCACCAUGAUCAAAGCAACAGCUCGCUCAGCCCCCGACAGACAGGAAGAGAUCAGCCGACUGGUGAAAAGCAACAGCAUGGUGGGGGGUCCUGACCCUUACCUGAAAGAAUUUGGCAUCGUCGUCCACAACGACAUGACGGAAGUCACCGGGCGUGUUCUCCCGGCCCCCAUGCUGCAGUAUGGGGGCCGGGUGAGCACAGACACAGGGAGGGACUGUGGCAGGGGACUCUCUCCGCAGAACAAAACCGUGGCCACGCCCAACCAGGGCGUCUGGGACAUGAGGGGGAAGCAGUUCUACGCCGGCAUCGAGAUCAAAGUCUGGGCCGUGGCCUGCUUCGCCCCACAGAAGCAGUGUCGGGAGGACCUGCUCAAGAGCUUUACUGACCAGCUGCGUAAGAUCUCCAAGGACGCUGGGAUGCCCAUUCAGGGCCAGCCGUGCUUCUGUAAAUACGCCCAGGGAGCUGACAGCGUGGAGCCCAUGUUCAAGCACCUCAAGAUGUCUUACGUAGGUCUGCAGCUGAUCGUGGUCAUCCUGCCCGGCAAGACUCCGGUCUACGCGGAGGUGAAGCGCGUCGGGGACACGCUCCUCGGCAUGGCCACGCAGUGCGUGCAGGUGAAGAACGUGGUCAAGACGUCCCCGCAAACUCUCUCCAACCUUUGCCUGAAGAUCAACGCCAAGCUGGGCGGCAUCAACAACGUCCUGGUUCCUCAUCAGAGACCCUCCGUGUUCCAGCAGCCCGUCAUAUUCCUGGGAGCAGACGUCACACACCCUCCAGCAGGCGACGGGAAGAAGCCGUCCAUCGCGGCGGUGGUGGGCAGCAUGGACGGCCACCCCAGCCGAUACUGCGCCACGGUGCGAGUGCAGACAUCCCGACAGGACAUGUCCCAGGAGCAGCUCUUCAGCCAGGAGGUGAUCCAAGACCUGACCAACAUGGUGCGAGAGCUGCUCAUUCAGUUCUACAAGUCCACACGCUUCAAACCCACACGCAUCAUCUAUUACCGUGGCGGCGUGUCUGAAGGACAAAUGAAACAGGUGGCAUGGCCGGAGCUCAUAGCCAUCCGGAAGGCAUGUAUCAGUCUGGAGGAGGAUUACAGGCCGGGCAUCACCUACAUCGUCGUUCAGAAGCGUCACCACACUCGUCUCUUCUGCUCUGAUAAAGCUGAGCGGGUUGGGAAGAGCGGCAACGUCCCGGCUGGCACCACAGUGGACAGCACCAUCACGCACCCGUCCGAGUUCGACUUCUACCUGUGCAGCCACGCUGGGAUCCAGGGAACCAGUCGUCCCUCCCACUACCACGUCCUGUGGGACGACAACUGCUUCACUGCCGACGAACUGCAGCUCCUCACCUACCAGCUGUGCCACACCUACGUCCGCUGCACGCGCUCCGUCUCCAUCCCAGCGCCGGCCUACUACGCCAGGCUGGUGGCCUUCAGGGCGCGCUACCACCUGGUGGACAAAGACCACGACAGUGCUGAAGGCAGUCACGUGUCGGGCCAGAGCAACGGCCGGGACCCGCAGGCGUUGGCCAAGGCAGUUCAGAUCCACUAUGACACGCAGCACACCAUGUACUUCGCCUGAGCUAGUGAGCACGUCAGCCAGUCCACCCGCAGAUUCCCUUCCCUUCCGUUCUGUCUUCUUUCUUUUUUAUUUGCCGGUCUCUCUUUUCCUCGUAGUCUCACUUUCUCUUCAUAGUUACUGUCCAUUUUCUGAAUCUGCACCAAAGCGGCUCUUGGACAGGAGAAUCUGCUGGGUCUCGACUUCCAGCGGGUUCUGUUUCAUGGAACAAUCUCCAACCAGCGUUCCUAAAACGAGCCGCCUUCCUUACCAGCAAUUCAGCACCGGGAACCUUCACGGGUUCUCGAUAGUAAAAAAAAAAAAAAAAAAAACCCAGAAAAAACAAAAACAAACCAUACACACAUGUACAAGUUGAGCCAUUUAUUUUUGAGUUUGUUUUUGUUUUUUCUAUUCGAAUGUCUGCACUCUUGUUUUAAUGAUACACUGAGCAAGGGAGUGGAAUGGCACGGUCCGUGUCAGCGCAGCUCUUUAGCUCUUCCAGCUAAGCAGGACUCUUAUCUACUUUUACCUCAAAGCCCCUUUGGGCAAAAUCUGUCACAAGGUCUUGGGUUUAUUGGGUGGUGGGGAGGGAACUCUAUAAAGACAUGGAGGGGAGUUGACCUUUUCAGAAUGAUAUAUAUUUUUCCUUUUUAUGAGUGUGUGUGUGUGUGUGUUUUAACCUUUUCUCCUUUACAGUCUUUUACAAGCGAGGUGACCAUGCCCAGUACUACUUUCCUCCUAUCUUAGCGAAGAACAUGUUGGCGUGUGUGCGUGUGUGUUGAGUCUGUAUAUAUGUGUACUGCUGUAUGAGAGUGUGUGUGUGUGUGUGUGUGUGUGUGUGUGUGUGUGUGUGUGUGUGUGUGUGUGUGUGUGUGUGUGUGCGCAUGCAUGUGUUUUCAUGGCAGGCCACUGAAUUGUAAAGGGAAAUCAAGGAGAUAACUGCUGUAAAUGCCUCAGAUUGGUUGUUUUUAUAUUCACGCAUACAGUACAUAUAAGCAUAUAUUUACAUCUAUAGAGCAUCUUUGAGACAUAUGACUUAACGGGCCUCGCCGAGGCUGGUGUGGGUAUUUGUAGCAGUCCUGGCUCACUUAUUAACCCGAAGUGGUUUGAGUUGUGCGCUGGUCUGUCCGUUUGCGUCUUGAUCGGUGGGAUUUGCACCUUUUUAGGAGCCAGCUGGUCCCUUUUUUUUUUUUUUUUUUUUUUGGGUGCAUUGCAACAACGGUGAAUCCCAGAAAACAAAUCAACUCAAUCCAGUUUGACUAGUAGCUGAAGCAGGUCUGACGUGUAGCAGUAGUAACCGUGGUCUGGCCGGUGACUGGCUCAGCAUUGGGACCUGUUGAACGGCAGAAGGCAUUAAACACAGAGUCUGGUCUUAUCAACCUGUCUUUGUGAAAAAAGCGGGAUCUUAUAAUUCUUUGGACCUGAUUAUCUUUAAAAACUAUAUGACACUGCUGGACGUUGUUGGAUUUUGUUCUUCUUUCUUUUUUUUUAUUUUUUAUUUUAAAGGUCUCCUUUGCUAAUACUAGCCAAUUCAUUGCACUGACCCGGGACGCUAGGCAAGCAACAGAGGGCACUCUCAAUCUCUUACCUUUAUGCAUUUAUACAUAACGAAUCAACAAAGCAGAUUUGUAAAAGUUUAAUAUAAGAUGUUUUGUGGUUAUCCUUAAACUGUUUAGAAUUAGUAGUUUACCAUUGAUGUUGUUAUUGUUGUUGUCAAUGUUGUUACUAUUGUGGUGAAAUCUUAAGGUUGGCAGCAAAGCCUGUUGUCUAGUUACUAGUGCGACUUCAGGAAUAGACUUGAGUUGCUGCGCUGCAGGUGAAGGGGUAGGGCUUUGAGUUGGACUUGUUUUCUGUAGCAUUCUGGCUGAUGGUGAGGAGGCGCAGGCCCUAGGACGGACGGACGGAUCCACGCUGCUUCUGUAGGCUCCGAUUCGAGGACAUGCUGGCAGCAGGUUGGACGUAUAGUGUAGCACUCCCACCGGUUCAGUGGACCCGCUGUGGUGUUGGUCCGAGAGAUGGAGACAAUCAUGGAUGGAUGGAGCUGUAGUCGGUGUGAACCGAGAUGAAGGGACUUGUAGGAGCGGUUUGCGAUAGGCAAUGAGUUUUAAAUUUUAGACCUUUUUAAAAAUGGUUUCUAUUACUGUGUAUUUGAAGUAUACCCAUCUUAAAGUCGCUACUAUUUAACGGUGUUUGUUUCAUAUUUGAAUGGACUUUCAACACUGGAUUCAAUGAAUUGACAGUAAGCAUAAGCACUGCCCUUGGACCCCCUCCCCCAUUAAAAACACUCAGUCUGGUGUUGGGACGGACGAGGGGCGAGACGCGGUCGACGUGCACGCCUCAUCGGGGAGGAGCGCUCGCUGAAAACCCUUUUGUAAUAAACCAUCCGUAAAGCAGCAGGUUUACUAUGAAUGAGUUUGAGCACCUGCCUGGUGACGGCGUGGGCGUUGGCCAAGCGGGCAGCGAGGAGGGGGGGUGGGAGGAUGCGUCCAAGGUUUGCAUGCAAUAAGUACUCGCGCUCUCUUUUUUUUUUUUUUUUUUUUUUAAUUGAACAGGGGACAGAUCCGUAUUUUACAUGUGCACUAGUUUCACCCAGCCCGGUGGGCGCUGAUUGAAUCUCUAACUAAUUCGAUGUUUUAAAUUGCAAAGCUUGACCGCUAAGCUCCGGUCUGCUAAUCGAUCACUCCCCGUUUUGUAACAUUGCAAAGCAAUAUUAACCCAGUUCUAAUCUUCAGACUUGGAAAAACAAAGCUAUAAUUCUCCUCAUUGUGGUUGUUGGUCUACUCUCGCUAUUGUGUCUCUGUACUUUUUUACUUUUUUUAUUUUAUUUGCUUGUAUCAAUCAGUGGCUAUGUGCAUUUGGUGGAAUAGUUAUGUAGGCUUUAGACAGUUUUCUUUAAAGUAACAAAAUGUAGACUUUGCUCGCCUGCAUGCCAGAUUAUUGUCCUUUUUAACAAAAGAAAAUCUUUUUGGAAUCAUAUUUAUGAGAAAGGAAAAAAAUAUAAUUGCUUUUUUUGGGUUAAAUGUUUAUGGAUUUAGUGGGACUGUUUUAGGCUAGCAAUAUUUGUCCAGUCUCUCCAAGAUGUAUUUUAAAGAUUCCUACACAAAUGUCAGUAAUCUGGGGGGUACACGCUCUUUCCUGAGGGGAGGGGCGCUGCUCUUUGCGUUGUGUUCAAAUUCAAACGAGGUACUUUCUUCAAACGCCAACGUGCUAAAAAGCGACACCCCUCUCCUCUUCGCCAGGAGCGAGCAUCCGUUUUGUCUCCUCGCUCCUGGCUUGUACCCGAGGCCACACCUCCUGGUGGAGGCUCUCCUGUCUCCAUGGCAACUUAGUUGACCCCUCACAAAUGCACUUCCUCUUUGUGGAGGGGCCCCACAUGGCAUCGACGGAGUGGGAUUACCUCUUUUUAACCUUUUUAAAAAAAACAAACAUCACAAUUGUUUCUGUGCCCCAAUAGAGAGCAUGAAUUAUUUUUAAAUUCCUCUCACUUUGAUAUAUUGUUAUAUCUUAACGGAUUUGUAAUUUGACAUUGUGUAAUGUGUAUCUUAAUUUAAUUUUCCUUUUCUUUGGUUCCUUUUUAUUUGGGUUUGUUAUAGCUCUGCUCUGUUUAUUUUUGUUUUUUUUCUGCUAGUGGUCUCUUGAAGCUGUGUGUGAUAGUCCGAUAGCAAUAGAACCAUAGAAUUGGAACAUUCCAAUUCCAAUGAGUGGAGCGUUCUGAUCCUGUGAAUGAACGGACCCUUUUUUUCUUUUUGUUUUUGACCAGUUGUGAGCGGGUGGGGGCUCCAACCCCACCCCAGCAGGAGGCCAUUCACACGCUGUUAUUGCUAUUAUGUGACAUGUUCAGAUUUUUUUUUAGCCUGCAGGGAUUCUUGUGUUAAUGUAAUAAAGUAAUAAAUUGGUCUUUUAUGCCCAAAAUAUA